CGCCGUCUUCAUUCUCUUGUCCAAGAGUUUUGGGUGAAUGUAAAGGGAGCUCACUCCCCCGUCACUCAUUUAUCAAGAACGAACUCUCUUUUGAACAUCUCAUUCAACUGUAAUCAUCCCUCUCUAUCAAUCAAUCUCUAACUUGUUUCCUUUCAACAAGUUUUGAUUGAUUUUACCCUGAGAGACACCCAUCGAACCCUUGUUGAACUAAAGCAAGACCCUCUACACUCUGACUAGUCUCAGUCAGUUAGUUAUACAGCAUCGCCACUGAGCAGGCUUGAUCAGAUAUCCCAUUAUUGCAUUCUUUUCUAUUCCCGCCAUGUCUCCUCCCGCUCCAGAGCAGAAGCCUCAGCUUCAACAACAACAGCAGGGCUCAUCAUCAGGAGAUUCAUCUUCUGGCAGUGCCAAUGACUCAAAGUCUGUGACGCCUGCUCCUAGCGCCACAUCUAAUACAUCCCAGAGCAGCACUGCUCCCUCAACAUCAAGCGACGAUAACCUUAUCUGCCGAUGGAAUGCUUGCAACCAAAAGUUCCCUGCUCCCGAGGCUCUCUACGUAAGAUACUGAAACAUCACCAAAGAGCAAUAAAAAUUGACCUCUUAUAGGAGCAUAUUUGCGAGCGCCAUGUUGGUCGCAAGAGCACAAACAACCUCAACUUGACUUGCCAGUGGAACUCUUGCCGAACUACCACGGUCAAGCGAGACCACAUCACCUCGCACAUCCGUGUCCAUGUUCCUCUCAAGCCUCACAAGUGUGAGUUCUGCGGCAAGUCUUUCAAGCGUCCUCAGGACUUGAAGAAGCAUGUCAAGACCCAUGCCGAUGACUCUGUACUUGUUCGCCCAUCCCAGGAUCCUCAAGGUGGACUCAACUACAGGCCACAGCCUCCAAAGGGUAUGUCUCAUCUCGACUCUAGUCCACGGCUGUGGUCCUCCGGUUUUCCUUCCCUCGAGGCUAAUCCGCCUCCAGGCCCCUCUAGCUACUAUGAUCACACUGGUCAGAUGCGAACUAACGCAGCAGCCUUUGCUCAUCAGGCAGGCCAUCCUAGUGGCGGUUACUAUGCUCCCCAGCCCUCUACCAACUAUGGCCUCUACUUCAACCAGCCUCCUAUCAACAAUGCCCGUACCGAGCACCUUGGAUACAGCGCUGCUGCCGGCGGUUAUGAUCGAAAGCGCACCUACGACAUGGUUGACGACUUCUUCGGCAGCGCCAAGCGUCGACAGAUCGAUCCUUCGUCUUAUGCCCAGAUUGGUCGUUCCUUGAUGCCCCUCCAUGGCAACCUCUCCGUUCCCAACGGUCCUAUGACUGCUACCGAGCAGUACAUGCCUCAGCCUGCUCCCGCACCGGUCCACGCUGGUCCUACUCCUAGCCAAAACCCCUUGGCUCAGCAAUACUACCUGCCCAUGCCCAGCGCGCGAACUCAGAAGGAUCUCAUUCACAUCGACACCAUUCUUGGCCAGAUGCAAGACACCAUCUACGAGAAUGCUAACCACGCUACUGCUGGUGUCCACAUUCAUCACGCUGAAAACGGCUUCAACGGUUACCGCAACACCCCUUCGCCUCCUACCUCUCACAGGUCUCCUACCGGCAUGCAUGUCGGAGCUGACGGCUACCAGCCUGUGUCUGCCGCCAGCAUGGCCUCGCCUCUGACGGCCAUCUCAUCUACCGGCACUCCUGCUGUUACACCGCCCUCCAGCUCCAUGUCAUACACAUCUGGUCACUCACCAAGCCCAUCAUCCUCUGCCAUGUCUCCUCAGUCCCGCCACGGCUCAACUGCCUCAGUCAUGUACCCCACUCUCCCCACAAGCCUCCCUGCUGUUAGCCAGGGCUUCGGCCACUCUGCUACAACCACUCUUGGCCCUAGCUUUGACGGCAGUGAGCGUCGCCGCUACUCUGGUGGUAUGCUCCAGCGAGCUCGUGCUGGUCCUCUGCCUCUGCCUCAUGAGGACACCAGUGGUGCUUCCACUCCCAAGGCUAGCGAGUCUGCUCUGUCUGUUGGCUCUCCCUCUUCAGAGUCUGAUGUCAGUGAUGCUACCCGUGAGCGUGAGGAGCAGUAUGACCGCUGGCUCGAGAACAUGCGGGUCAUUGAGACUCUUCGCGAGUACGUUCGUGGACGUCUGGAGCGCAAGGAGUUUGUGGACGACAACGAGUCGCCACGAUCUAGCCACUCUGACGCUAUGGAUGUUGACCCAAAGAGCCCUCAAGCUCCCCCCAGAGAACUGGGUACCCCCCGUGAGGGAUCCUCUCUGUACCCUAUCCUUCGCAUGCCUGGCGCUUAGGUCAGUCCUUGAGUCAGCUGCUGGUUUGGCUGUACGUGUACUAUUAUCGUCUAUCCUUUUCUCUGCAUCAAAGCAAUGCGGAAUGUUAUGUUCACGCGGUCUCAAUGUUGAUAUGAAGUCUGAACCAUUUGGUUCUGGGACGCUCUGAAUUGAGCCUCCCACAAUUAGCGGCUGGGAAGGGCCUACUGUUUAGUUGGUGAAAUAUAAGGACAGAUGUAAUUCAAUGGACCUUAAGUCGGGGUUUCUUUUUCGUUUUUCUUUUGUCAGCUACUGCUUGACAAUCUUGUGGUCAAUCAAUGACGGAUUAUGAAUGAUAUAGGCAAAAAGGUGGCUCGGUUUUUGAGAUGAGAUAGCUGGGAUUUGAGUUAUCGAGUACUAUCAACAAGAACAAUAUCAAAAAGUGCUGAACAAUCUUCCAAGACCAUAUUGACUCUCUGAUACAUCAUGCCUGAUGUCAUUGGUUUGUAUUGUAUACGACAUGUUACUCAAUCAAUACGAAGCAUCGUCAUGAUCUCCGAAUAUGACCGACAAGCUACACACAGAUUACGCACAAAGUACCUAAUGCAAGGACACAUGCACUCCACGAUCAAAGUAGAAACAAUGUAGGACAAGUAUUCUCCGAUACGUCGUCGCCUCCAUUCCAGCGAAAAAGUCGAUCCCUGUAGCGAGUCCCGUGCUGACCCCGAGGCUGAAGCAGCGAUCCCCGUCGCAGGAUAUAGCCAAGGAUGGCCGUGCUGUGUCGAUCACUGUGAGGCUGUGAGAGGACAAACGUCACUAUGUAAGAUUUGUGAUUAAGAAGAGCUAGUUUACGAUAGAUGAACAUAUUCUUGUUUGCGUGUGGUGUUUGUUGUUUCAUGGAUAUAAGGUGGUUAUGAUGCAUGAUAGUGUUUACUGCAUGCGGAUGAGUUGGAACGAUAUUGGUCUUGCAUUUAGCAUGUAUAGUAUUUAGCA
Fusarium odoratissimum NRRL 54006 is the source of this 3225-nucleotide messenger RNA. RefSeq names its product pH-response transcription factor. Lineage: Eukaryota; Fungi; Ascomycota; Sordariomycetes; Hypocreales; Nectriaceae. The record is from RefSeq and is a predicted model, not a curated record. The transcript is spliced from 2 exons. The coding region runs from base 892 to 2274 and encodes 460 amino acids. Gene Ontology annotation, cellular component: nucleus. Gene Ontology annotation, biological process: positive regulation of transcription by RNA polymerase II.